UGAGAGAGAGAGAGAGAGGGACGGAGAGAGGAGGGACGGUGACUGACUGACUGGCGGUGACAUCAGUGGGGAGCGGGUGCCCGGAUGUUGCCGUGGUAACCGAGGCCCGAGUGCGGAGUGAGCGGACGGUCAGCACCGGCACCGCGGGCGGCGGCGGCGGCUCGCGGCAACAUGCAGGUGGAUAGCCGCCAGCCGUUGCUAACGGGGGAAGGCCCUCAGUUUGUUCCAGAUGAAUCUAAAGUUGAUAAACCACAAGUGGAUUCAAUUGUACACCAGUUGGAACCAUUGAAUGACCAGCAAACAAUAAACUCUGCAGGUGGAUUUGUGUGGCAAGUCACAGAUGUGACCCGUCUGCGUCGAUUCCUCUGUUUUGGUUCAGAGGGUGGAACAUAUUGUGUCAAUGAGGAAAGACUUGGAAGAGAAACUGCUCAGGCUAUAUUGAGACUGAUAGAAGAAGGUAAAGGGGUUGAGGUUGUGCAAGAAAUAAAGACAUUCAGUGUUGAAGGAAGAACAGCCAAGCAGGAUCCUGCUCUAUUUGCUUUGGCUCUUUGCACACAAAGUUCUGAUGCUUCCACAAAACAAGCUGCAUACAAAGCCCUUUCUGAUAUUUGUCGUAAUCCGACCCACCUAUUCACAUAUAUCCAAUUUAAAAAGGAUAUCAGUGGCGGGAUGAAAUGUGGCAUAUGGGGAAGAGCCCUGAGAAAAGCAGUAUCGAACUGGUAUAACAGUAAAGAUGGGAUGGCAAUAGCUAUGGAUGUUACAAAAUACAAGAAGAAGGCAGGAUGGUCCCACAAGGAUUUGCUGCGUUUGUCGCAUCUGAAGCCAGCUAACGAAGAUCUUACGUUGGUCACCAAGUAUAUUAUGAAAGGUUGGAAGGAAGUUGAAGAAGCCUAUAAGGAUAAAGAAAACUCAGAUGAAAUUCAUCGACUGUUGAAAUAUUUUGAAGUUCUGGAGAGGGUGAAAAUGACAAAAGAUGAACAUGAGGUUGCUCAGCUUGUGGAAGAGUACAAGUUGGUCACAGAGCACCUUCUGACUAAUCAUCUGAAAUCAAAGGAGGUCUGCAGAGCACUACUGAAGGAUAUGCCAGUUAUGGCAAUGCUUAGAAAUUUAGGGAAAAUGACUACGGAUUCAAUUCUUGCUCUCGGAAGUGAAGAGGUUGCUAUAGCUUCUGAAAGGCUAAAAAAUGAUUCUGUUUUAACGAAGGUCCAUCCAUUUGACAUUUUGGUGGCUCUGGAAACAUAUAAAACAGCAAAAGGAACCCGAGGAAAGCUAAAAUGGGUGCCCGACCCAGACAUUUUAGCAGCACUUGAUGUGGCAUUUUAUAAAACUUUCAAGAAUGUAGAACCUACAGGGAAACGUUUUGUUCUGGCCCUGGAUGUCAGCUGUUCUAUGUGUGGCCCUGUUCUUGGAAACAAAAUGCUCAAGGCGUACAAUGUUACUGCAGCUAUGUCAAUGGUAGUCACACGUACAGAAAUGAAUUCUACAAUACUAGCCUUUUCUAAGGAUAUGGUUCCAGUGCCCAUCACUGCACAAAUGACACUGAAUGAAGUACUUACUGCAAUGAAUAAGAUCCCAUUUGGCGCCACUGACUGUUCCCUCCCCAUGUUGUGGGCCAUUGAGACCCAGACUGCUGCGGAUGUAUUUAUUAUCUUCACUGAUAAUGAGACUUAUUUUGGAAAUAUCCAUCCUGCGGAAGCCCUAAGAGAGUACAGAAAGAAAAUGGACAUUCCAGCUAAAUUAAUUGUCUGUGCAUUGGCUUCCAAUGGCUUCACCAUUGCUGACCCUGAUGACCGAGGAAUGCUGGAUAUCUGCGGUUUUGACACUGGAGCUCUGGAAGUCAUCCGAAACUUCACAUUAGACUUGAUUUAAAAACUUCAAGGAAAUUCACAUUAUUUAGUGAAAGAGCAGUCAUUUAUCAGGUUUAUAAGACUACUUUGUGGAAGAUUUAUAUUAUGGAUUGCUAGUUUCUUAAUGGAGUGCCGCCUUUAUUUAGAGAGCCGGUAAAUGGCAUGAUCUUAGGACUGGUUAACCACAAUAAAUAAUUUUAAUUGUGGCAGUCUUUCCUCUGUCAAAGCAUUUGUAACUAACUGUAGUAACAUCUAAGUUGAGUUAUAGUAUAACCAAAGCGUGCUUCCUCUUUUCACUUAGUUUAUGUAAGAUCAUCUUUGCAGUAAAUAUAAUAAUUGCAAACACAGCUUAAUUGUGGGUUUGCUUUGAACAGUCUAAAAAGAUUUGAAAUCUUAGGGUUGUAUGAAUUUAUUUGGGGCGCACUUGUGCACACAGCCAUGUCACAGCCAUAUUUUAAGAUGGAAUUUCUUACAAACGUCUGUAUAAUUUUAUAAUACUAACUUUAUGAAACACCUACAUUCCAAAAGCUGUUGAAAUUGUAAGGUUAUGUAAUAUUCUGCAUUACGCUGGUAAAUUUAAUUUUCAAAUCUAAAGAAAAUUCAUAUAUAAAGGUGCUACAAAUGUUUCAAUAAUUUCUAAUUAUUUAGCUGCUUUUUGCAGAGAGGUUUUAAAAGAUAUCCAUAAAUGGCAUUUCUGUAAAAGAUGUGAAUUGUAUUUCACCACUAAUUUAUGUUUAAGCUCACUGAGACACUACCCUACGUGGAGGGCACUAUAUAAGUGCAAGUUGUUGUUGUUUAACUUUGUGGAUACCAGUAAUGCAGUAAUAGUGUAAGUAGAAGAGGGAACUUUUAUGUUCAUUUAAAUAUUUGAAAUAAUACAAUGAGAUUUGGUCAAAACUCAAGGCAUUUCUCAUAUUUGUUUCUCUACAUUAUCAAUGGUUAGAGCACUCGCCUCGCAAGCGAGAGACCUGUGGAUUCCCAACAGGGCGAAAUGUUGAGCAAGUUUUCUCACUCUGCACGCCU
Messenger RNA from Callorhinchus milii (elephant shark), 2870 nucleotides. RefSeq names its product Ro60, Y RNA binding protein (gene ro60). Gene Ontology annotation, molecular function: RNA binding. Lineage: Eukaryota; Metazoa; Chordata; Chondrichthyes; Chimaeriformes; Callorhinchidae. The coding region runs from base 172 to 1869 and encodes 565 amino acids. Gene Ontology annotation, cellular component: ribonucleoprotein complex. The transcript has 9 exons. The record is from RefSeq and is a predicted model, not a curated record.